Musca domestica (house fly) is the source of this 6269-nucleotide messenger RNA. RefSeq names its product transcription factor hamlet. The transcript has 8 exons. Lineage: Eukaryota; Metazoa; Arthropoda; Insecta; Diptera; Muscidae. Gene Ontology annotation, molecular function: DNA-binding transcription activator activity, RNA polymerase II-specific; RNA polymerase II cis-regulatory region sequence-specific DNA binding. Bases 2077 to 5460 code for a protein of 1127 amino acids. Gene Ontology annotation, cellular component: nucleus. The record is from RefSeq and is a predicted model, not a curated record. Gene Ontology annotation, biological process: regulation of transcription by RNA polymerase II.
AAAGAACCAUUCUGCCGGAUGAGGAGUCCAGUAAUCAUUUCUAAUACUGAAACACAACACAAAAAGUGUAUCCGAACGAACAAAAAAUACAGAUACAAAGCUGUGCAACAACAAAAACAAUGUAGCCCAGCUAAGCAACCCCACCAAUACCAUCAGCGUUUCGAAAUGGGAGCAACCUCGUCGAAAAGUAUAUCUGAAUUAUUUGCUUUCUAGUCAGUCGCAGUAAAACAGAUCGCCAUCAUUCACACAUCAGUGUGGAGAUUUUAAUAAUUGAGGCGACAUUUUUACGAGCGUUUGGAGUGCGGAUUAUGGCAUAUCGUCUGAAAACGGCCAACGAAGAAGCAACAGUGUCACAUUGAAAUUGCAACACCUCGGGAAUUUCAUUCUCGUAUUUUUUGAUGAAGUUAAGCACUUGACCAGCCGGGGUGUUAUGGUGAGCAAGGAUCAGGUGCUUGUAAUGGUAUCAGUGGUGGUGGUGGUGGUUGUGUCAGAAGUGGUGAUGGUGGUUGUGCCAGUAUCUCUGUGUUAAUGUGCUUGCGUGACUUGAUUUGCAUAACGCCAACGUCGUCAUACUUCUCCGAGUCAAAAAGAGUCAACUUAUGAGGUGCGAGGUCAGUCAGUCCGUCAACCAGCCAGCCAGUCAUCUAUCCAAUCCAGCCAGUGAAAAGAAAAACUAUCAUAACUAAAGAGAAUCAGUCAGCCAGCCGACUCACCGACCGACCGAACGUGUGCCACAACAAUAGUUACUUCUGCCAUUGUCCUUAUUCUGAAUGAAUAUCCCCCAUCCACAACAACAACAACAACAGAGACUUGAAGUUGGCGUUGUGUUCUAGUCUCUGCAUAGAAAAGAGGCCUAUUACUACUGACUACAAAUUGUUGGCGUUGUUGUAGUUGUAGCACUGACUGACUGACGGUUGUGAUUGUUGCCAUUGUGGCGCUUUCUGGUUUCCACCUGGAUUUGUUGUAAAUGAGAAACAACGGCGGCAACACCAACAACCUAGAACGGAGCAACGGUGCAAAGCCCUAACACACUACUUAGACUUUUGGAACAACAACAAUAACAACAACCACACCAGUGGAGAACAGCGGAGGAGGCCAGCUUUUUGUAAAAGCCACCAAGGAAAUGUCUCGUCAGUCGCGUCUAAAGAGUUUCAACGAAAACAGCUAUUCAUGCUGAAUGGCUCAGUUCAAAGCAGAAAAAAGGGAAUCCACAACGCUAAGUAAACAAACAACGACCCCUGGCUGGCUAACGGCUUGGCUAGAUGCACAGAACCAGGACCCUUCGAAAAGCACAGGACUAGCUAGCCCCUCUUUGGGCCACAACGGAGCAAAAAAAAAACUAUUGUGGGAUACCUCAAAUUCUCCAACAGCCACAAAAACGCUUCCUUGGUUUUUUCUAAAAAAACAUGUGUUUUGUAAAUGUCCGUGUGUUUCAAACGUACUUUAAGUUUUCCAAACCAAUACCUGAGUAACCACGUUGUGCCUUUCUUCUUCCAUGGCGAACGACAAACGAUUUUGCCAAAACAGAAAUUACCACAAAACCAAAAUACCCGGUAUAUGAAAAUUCAAGGUGAAUGUUCCUCUGUUCAGUUCCGUUUUUCGCAAAAAAAAAAAAAACAUCCAAAGCUUCUAUGAACUCGGCAAAUAAAAGUGUGCAACAAAAAGAAGCAAGAAAAAAAAAAAGCCGGAGGAUGAGAAUAUUAUGAACCUGUUGUUCACCACAUCAAGGGUUCAACGUAGAGUGUGUUGUAUACAUAUAAGAAAAUUUGUAUAUAUAUGUGUGUGUGUACCUAUGUGUCUGCCGUACUUGUGUGUAUAUUUGUUUGUCGAGGAUAUUGUUGAAAAAGAAAAAAAAAAAAACAUCCACAAAGUUCAUCUGGAAAAAAAGUUGCAAUUAAUUGACCCACAUUUUUGUUGUUCAGUUUUGAUUUAAAGUGAUUUGAAAUAAACAUCGAAAAUAAAACGACCAAAAACAAAUCGUUUGUGAUCUAAGCUGAAUUAAAAUUAAGUGAAUACAUAAAUAGAUACCAGAAAAGAGAAGACGUGUUAUGCUCAAGCGGGAUUACAUCUGCCCAAAUGUUUAUGUCUUCUUUGCUGGAACAAAUUAUGAGGUCUAAGGCUCAAGCGAGAAAAUUUAGUCAAGGCAGCACAAGUGACGAUUACGAUUUGGGUGCAUUCAAACAGUUUCCUCACAAUUUGAUCUCUCCCAAUUCGGCCCAUCCGUUGGCGUUGAGUGCCCACAGUACAGAUCUGAGUAGUUAUCAUCAUCACACGCAGCAACACCAUCAACAGUCACCACUGAACGGCUAUCGAGGCAGUGAAUCACCGCCAAGAAACACCGGCUUGCCGGAUGCAAAUUCUCCACUAACCACCAGUCCCGGAGGAUUUCUAAACAAUUCUGGCCUGCAUCAUACCACACCCGCCCAAAUGGAGCAGUUACUUAGCAGUAAACUGCAAGCCGAAAACCUACUGCUGGGCAUGACCCGUCUCCAGGAACCCGUCUGUGAUUUAACGCCACGUGAAAAUGGUGUCUUUGCCAAACAACAUCUGCGACGUGGCACCCGAUUUGGACCGUUUGCCAUGAGCGAACCAACGGACAAAACAAAUGCAUGGGAUCUCUUAAACAUGCCCCACAUACGUAAUCUACUGCAACCCUCGCCCGAAGUUAAGAAUUUAUUGAAGAAAAUUCGCACAGUCACCUCUGUGGACAAUGAUAAAGAGGCUAAUCUAACAACAUUUUGUAUAGCAGGAUAUUUAUGGUACGAAGCAAAUCGUGAUAUUGCAGCUGGUGAAGAAAUGAUAGUUGACGGUCGACCUACAUCACCAUAUCAGGAUCAUAAUGAUUCCUUAAUGAACGGAGAGGCUCAUACCGGUUCGUCAAUUCACAGCAGCGAGGAUCGCAAUGAAAGAGAAAAUGUUUCAUUCUAUGGUUCAAAUUUAAAUCACGACGACGAUUAUCGAGACAACAAAGACAAAUCAUCGGAACAUCUAGAUCCUGCAUUAAGUGAUGAUGAGAAUGGUUUUGAUAUACGCUGUGAAGUUUGUGAUAAAACCUUUGGAGAUAUAGAUCGACUCGAUGACCAUUUAGUGGGUGCUCAUCAUUUUCGCAAAGACGAAUUUCUGUGUGAAUUGUGUUCAAAACGUUUCUGCCAUCGUCCUGUGCUGCUGAAACAUCGGGCAUUGGUCCACAACGAAAUCAGGAAAUAUCCUUGUGAAAAUUGUACCAAGGUAUUUUGUGAUCCAUCGAAUCUACAGCGUCAUAUUCGUACCCACCACAUUGGUGCCAGAAGUCACGCCUGUCCCGAGUGCGGCAAAACAUUUGCCACUUCAUCUGGCCUCAAGCAACACACGCACAUUCACUCCUCCAUCAAGCCGUUCCAGUGCGAGGUGUGCUUCAAAGCGUACACGCAGUUCUCGAAUUUGUGUCGGCACAAGCGGAUGCACGCCGACUGUCGCAUGCAGAUCAAGUGCAACAAGUGCGGCCAGAGCUUCAGCACCGUUACCUCAUUGUCGAAACACAAGCGUUUUUGUGAUUCCACCAACGUACCGCCGGCAGGAGUCGGAUUGCCACCCAGUCUACCUCAUCCAGCAACGUUGCAUCAUCAGGCCCAGGCCCAGUCCUCGUCGGCAGCCCAAGCUCGAUCUAGCGGCGGCGGUGUCAACGGCGUUUCGCAGUUUGCCAACAACAUGGCCACUCCACCCAACCCCUUUUCGCUGUUCAUGCGUUCACCCUAUUUCCCACCAUUUCCGGCAAUGGCCUAUGGCUUGCAGAGCAUAUUCCCUCAGGCUCCAGCGGUGCCCACGCCUAACUUCCCUCUGAUGUUCAGCAAACCUAAUGUGGAUCUAAGACUACAACAGCAGCAGCAGCAACAUCAACAACAGCAGCUGCGUUCUCCAGUAUCACAUCAGCAAAAGAGCGGUGGACAUUUGAAACACAACUCCAUGUCGCCCAAUUUACCCAAGGAGCAAAUGGCGGCAGUUCAUGAGGCCUUUGGUUUAUCCAUGGAAAAGCAGGCAAUGGAGAGAGACGACAACAAGCCAUCACGUAAUUCCUCUGUAGAGCGCUCACCAUCAUCAUCGUCGCGGGGCGUUAGCCACACACAGACUCUUAAAAAGGAGUCUCAGCAUUAUACCUCCGAUGAGGAAUCCAAUUCCGUGGUGGAACUGAAAACUGAACCCAAGGAUGAAGAAGACGAGGAAAAAGAAAUUGGAAAUACCAAACAUCGUAGUGAUGAUGAAGAAGAGGAGAAUGUUUCUCGACACAAUGAUGAAGAUAAGAAAUCAAUUGACAUUGUUUCGGUCUCGCCACGUCAUGAACAGGAACCCCACACCAAAUCAACAGCUGCCGCCGAACUACCUCUGGAUCUAAGCUUAUCGCGCAAGCGCAUUUCAUCAAGCGAUUCCCGUGACAGCCACGAGGAAAACAGCCAGAAAUCAAUGGUGCUGCAGCAACACAGCCCCCGCGUUCGCAGCCCCAUAGCCAAUGAGGAGCUCAGCAAUGCUGAAAGCUAUGAACCACCCAAAAAGAAAUCCUCCUCCUUGAGAGCUGCCUUUGGCCUGGGCAGCAGAACAUCAACUGCCUCACCGGGACCCACACCCUCACCAUCGCCACCCAUGACAAAUGGCAAUGGAACCAAUGGCAUCAACGAAACCGCCCCUAAUGCCAAUAUGCCACCCACAUGUCCACGACCCAUACACCCGAUGCUGCUGGACGAACUCUAUCGCACACACGCAUUGGAAUCAGCCUUUCAACGUCCGUUCCCUUUUUUAGGACUAAUGGGCGAGCGGCCGGCCUUUGAUGCCAAUGCGUUGCGCGCUAGAGGAGAGUCGUUUCCGCCCGAACCAAUCUUUCGCGAGGCCCUAAGAGGUCUGUCGUCGGGUGUAAUGGCUGCCGCCGCCCAUCAAUCUGGAAAACUUAAGGAUCGUUAUACUUGCAAGUUCUGUGGCAAAGUAUUUCCCCGCUCGGCAAAUUUGACACGCCACCUGAGGACCCACACGGGGGAGCAACCCUACACAUGUAAAUACUGCGAUCGGGCCUUUAGUAUUUCGUCGAAUUUGCAGAGGCAUGUGCGCAACAUCCACAACAAGGAGAGACCUUUCCGUUGUCAUCUCUGCGAUCGUUGCUUUGGCCAGCAGACGAAUUUGGAUCGCCAUCUGAAGAAACACGAGGCUGAAUCGACGGGAUUGGCCAUCAGUGAUUCGCCGUCGUCAAAUGAGGCUGAUCGUGACGACUCGUAUUUCGAUGAAAUACGUAGUUUUAUGGAUCGUGUUACAUACAACGAAGAGAUGUACACCCCGACGAGUAUGGGUAAUGGAGAAAAUGACACCGACUACAAUGGCAGUGAUGGCGAAAAUGAGCUGUCCGUGUCAAGACCCUCAUCGGUCGAUGAGUUAAAUGGGGAGAAUAGUAAAGCAACGGGACAGAAUGAAACGGUGACAGUCACCGAAGAUGAGCAGUAAUUUUGGAAGAGAGAGAAUGAGGAAUUUAAUUUUGUUAUGGAAUGGCCCAUAUGCUGACCACGGGGUGUUUCUAUUUAGCCUGUAAAUAUGUACUAAUCAUAGCUUUAGGUAAUUUUCAAUUACAACUAAGAAAAAAAAACAACAACAUUUAAAUUUAAUUUUUUUAACAUUUAAGCGUUAUCUUUUUAAUUCCUAUAAGAAAAAAACAACAACAACAAAACAAGUAGCAAUAAGAAAAAAAAUUAAACAACAAAAAAACAUUGAAUUGAAUAUCAAUGGCAACAACACCCAAAACUGAUAAUAAAUGAAAUGGAAAUUGAAUUGUUUAAUUAAAAGAGAAAAAAAAAAAAAAACAAACUAAAUUAAGAGCACUGCUAUUAAAAUAUUUCAAAACACACACACACACAUACUUAUUUUUUUUAAUUUUUUGGUGUAUCCAAACAUCCUUGGAAUUUGAAUAAUGUGUGAUGAUGAUGACGAUGACUUGGAAGUGAUUUCGUUUGUUUCGUUUUUUUGAAAUUUGUUUUGUCAUUCGCAUUUAAUUUCGAAAACUAUGAAAUGACAAAAAACCAACCCCAACAACAAAAACAACCACAACGAGAUAUUUAUAAUGUUAUUUUGUUCUUAAGCUUAAGCAAAACAAAACUAUAAUAUUUUGUACAUAAAACAACAACAACACCCACAACCAAAACUAUACAUAGUAGUAAAAAUAUCAAGAAAAAAAAUAAUUAUUACACAACUUGUUUAUUUAUUUAGCAAUAAGUUAUUUUUUGGCGAUAGUAUUUUUUAAAUAAAUAAUUUUUGAAAUA